This is a messenger RNA of Pristis pectinata (smalltooth sawfish), 4956 nucleotides long. It is a transcript of the gene fndc1, whose product is annotated as fibronectin type III domain containing 1. The transcript has 24 exons. The record is from RefSeq and is a predicted model, not a curated record. The coding region runs from base 52 to 4773 and encodes 1573 amino acids. Gene Ontology annotation, molecular function: protein binding. NCBI's taxonomy places the organism in Eukaryota, Metazoa, Chordata, Chondrichthyes, Rhinopristiformes, Pristidae.
GCUGGGGGAGAGUUCCCGUUCCGCGCGAGCCCGGAGCACCCAGACCCAAGGAUGUCCACAGCGGCAACCUGCCUGGUCCUCUUCACCAUCAUCUUCUCUGUAGAAUCGCACAAAGCUGGUUCUACCUUGAGGUUAAAGAAUGUAAAGGUUCUGCCUCAUGAAAAGGGACUGAAAAUCCUCUGGGAAUCACCGCAGGAUGUAUCCAAGAGGCCUGUAGAUUAUUACAAAAUUGGUUAUGGUAAAACACUGGAAAACAUCAAGUUCAUCAAAGUGGGGAAAGAUAAACAUUCUUAUGUAGUGGAGGAUAUUGAGCCAGAGGAAUUGCAUUUUCUGAUGGUGACAGCAGAAGGACGAAUCAGAGGGAGACAUCCAGUAUACAAACCACAGAGUGCCACAGGGAGGAGAGUACCAAUAAGACCACAGAAUCUGCACAUGGGAUCUUCUGAUGAUAAGCUUUCGCAUCAGUUGAGAUCACCCCAUAACCCUCGAAUGAGAAGCUAUUUGCCUGGUUAUAGGGGCAGUGGCAGGAGAAUGAAAUAUGCACCAUAUCCUCAAGAACAAAGAAGACAUGAAAUACAGAGACUUGUUCCUGAUCCAAUGUCUAGAAUAUCUUCACGUGCAAGGAGUGCCCUAGUGCAGCGGGAAUCUGUUUACAGAGCAGCCCCAACAAAACACAAAGUACCAGAGACAAGUGAGUUGUACGAGCCCAAAGACAUAACAGUUCGAGUUAUGAGUCCACAGUCUGUGCUUGUUAUGUGGGUUGAUCCUGCGUUUGAAAAUGGAAAGAACCCCGGUGGCAUUAAAUAUUACACCGUUAGAUACAGAGAGAGAGGAGAAUCAGCUAAAUGGGAAUACAAGAUAUCCAAGACAUACAGGCGAGUUCUGAUUGACAAGCUGACAUCAGAUUCCAUACAUGAAUUCUCUGUUCGCACUUCUCAAGGAGACAGAGAUGGCAAAUGGAGUGUUUCAGUUUUCCAAAGAACCCCUGAGUCUGUUCCUUCUUCCAGUCCUGAGAACUUUGAGGUGAAGCCACUGGGUGAAAAAGGAACAGCUGUGACUGCAUCCUGGGACCCUCCAAAUGAUCGCAAGGGGAAGGUCACAGAAUACAUUGUUUCAUACGCCCCGGCUCUCAAACCAUUCGGAGCAAAGACGGUUACUUUUACUGGGGAUGUUACAACUGCAGUAAUUGACGAUCUGCAGCCUGGGGAGCGCUAUGUUUUCAAAAUUCGAGCAGCAAACCGGAAAGGGCAAGGUCCUCAAUCUAAGACUCUCAGUGUUGUUCUGCCAAAAUCUGACAACGUUGUUGCAACUUCACCUCGUAGGACCCAAAGCAAAUUUCAUAUUUCUCUCGUAUCUGAGUCGUCUUCAUCUUCGAAAUCCCUUUCCAAAAUGCCUUCAUCGUACGUGCCAGCUUCUAAACCCAUCUCUGUUUUCAGAUCAAACAUGAGAAAAUCUUCUGAUCCUCCUCCUGACUCUAAAUCAUCUUCACAGUCAUCUGGUUCUGAUACUAAAACAGUUCAAAACAUGCAUUUGGCUUCCUCAUUAAUCCAUCCGUCUCCCCCCUCAACACCAUUGAAAUAUUCGGCAACAAACCUGAGAAGAAACAGUCAAACGUUAAACAGAGUAAGGUCUACCUCUUCUGCAUCGUCAUCCAACAGAAGUCCAAUUCAGCUAAGAAUACCGAAUUCUGAAGCAGGUCCCAAAAAGCAAACUGUUUCUGGCUCUUCACCUGCUCUGAUACAAAAUGAAGCAAAAGAGCCAAGUCAUGAUGAGUCCAAACUUCGGACUUCAUCCACUCUUCCCUCUUCCAGGUCUUCUGUGUAUCCAGAGGAAGAGGAAGAAGAGUUCAGUGUAGAAGAGGAAGAAAAAGCUGAAGACGAAAACAAAAAAGAGGAGAAUCCCAUUUUAACCAAGUUGAAGCAAUCUUACCAUAAUUCCAUGCUGAACAGACAACCUUUAAAUGUACAGUCACCAAAGUCAUUCUCUGUAGCUGAUGCUACUCUGAAACGGCCAAUAUCAAGAACAAGUUCAAAUUCACAUCCAUCUCGCACAAAGGCACCAAUAAUCUCCUUGACAUGGCCUACUCUACCUAGAAGAAAAGUUAGUCCUGAUCCAGAUAAAAAACCAGUUUCCACAGCAUCUUCACAUUCAUCCACACAGAGAAAUCUUGUCUCUGGAUCCAGUUUUCUCAAUAACAGACGUACUUCUGGGUCUAAUAAAAGCACCCUUAUUCCUUCUGUUUCUCCUGUCAUAUCCUCCUCUUCUAUAUCCUCAGAAAGUAAUCACAGAUCUUCGUGGACAAAUCCUAUGGCCCAUUCCAGUUAUAGCAAAGUACUGUCUGGUGGUGAUAGAAAACAAAUUUCCAAUUCUGCGUCUUCUGAACUAAAACCCACCACGUCCAGCAGUUCCUCUCAGCAUUUUGCAUCUUCAUCAACUAAGUUAUCUUCAGGAAAUUCAGGUCAAUUUUCACUGUUGGAUUCUAAUUUCCCUACUACCAAACUGUCAUCUGGGACUGAGAGAAAACCAUUUUCCUCUCAGGCUUUCUCCCAGUCCCAAGCUUCUUCAACAGUCCAGUCCUCCACUGCAGAAGGUUCACGGUCAGUUUUGCCAACAAAUCGCCUUUCUGCCUCCCCAUUUACUAACGCUAGAAUGCCUGAUGGUAGAAGUAGGGCACUUUCCUCUUUAGCACAAUCACGAUCUCCCUCUUCAUCAUCUUCCUCUUUACAAGGGCAUUCUCAUUCAGUUGAACGAACACAUUCCUCGAUUCCCAAUGGAAAAAUUGUAGCAAUUCCUCCGACGCAAUCAGUUACACCUUUAAUAUCUCAGUUUAUCCCUUCAUUGUCAUCUUCAAGACACUCCAGACAACGGUUAACUUCACUUCCAUCAGGGUCCAAAAGAACAGGAGGUCGACAACCUGUACCUCCAUCCUCACCACGCGUUUCAGUAUCACAUUCCCCAUCUUCAACGUCUUCAAAUCGACAGCUUUUCCCUGGAACACGAACACGGUUUCCUUUGAGAACAAAUAACAUUGGAGAACUUGUACGUGCAGGAAGGUUUCGGCAGUUUGGAAAGACCAGCCCUGACCAGUGGAAAAAUAGGAGACCAAACUUGACAGCUGAAAGAGGGAAUAAAGUUUCAUCGAGCAAAGAAAGUAACGAAAAGACAGCUGGGCGUCGAGUCAUCACUGGUCCUCAGAACACUAAAUGGAUUGUGGACCUUGAUCGUGGAAUUCUGAUGAAUCCUGAAGGACGAGUCCUCCAAGAUACAGAGGGAAAUCCACUCCGAAUACAAUUGGGAUCAGAUGGGCGAACAGUAUUAGAUGAGGAAGGAACCCCGAUCUUGAGUCCAGAUGGUUUAGCUCUGUUUGGACAUGGGCGAGAUAGUAAGCCUUUAGAUGGCCCAAAAGAUAAGCCAAUUUUGUCAGUUGGAGGCAAACCUGUCAUUGGAACCACCACACCAGAGCCGACUACAACCACCACACCAGAGCCGACUACAACCACCACACCAGAGCCAACUACAACCACCACACCAGAGCCGACUACAACUGAGCUAACAACUGAACCGACUACAACUGAGCUAACAACUGAACCUACAAUGGUGGUUCCAACAUGCCCCCCAGGCAGUAUUGUGAGGCUGGAUGAAAAUGGUUAUCCUGUUCUGGGUCCUGCCGGAAAAAUUGAAUGUGAUAUUGAAGAAGAGUCUUCAGGGAUGGGACCUGAUGUGAUGCCAACAGUUUCCAUGAAAGAUGAUUUUCUGGAUUCUUUAGACAUUAAAGAAGGAUUUCGGCUAAUUACAACUACAGCACCUACAACAACUGAGUCUCCAACAGAAGUGGAACCUGCUAGGUCAUUCAAUGCAAUUCCGCAAUCAAAGUUUGAUGUGGCAGGAAAAAGACGAUUUGUAGCUGCUCAUGUGAAUUACAUCAGCAAAGAUCCAGAAUCCCCCUGCUCAUUGACAGAUGCACUGGAGCAUUUUCAAGUGGAUUCAUUGGUGGAUAUUAUUCCAGAAGACCUGAAGGAAAAGAACUUACCACCUGAGGAACCUCCACGCAACAUCACCAUUGUGGCUGUAGAAAGCUGCCAUUCCUUCAUAAUCCUUGACUGGGCAAAACCUCAAAAGAAUGAAUAUGUGACAGGUUACCUUGUUUACAGUGCCUCUUAUGAUGACAUCUUGCAGGACAAAUGGUCGACAAAGCCUACAGUAGGCAGCACACAUUUAGCUAUUGAAAAUCUGAAGCCAAACACAAGAUAUUAUUUUAAAAUUCAAGCAAAAAAUCCAUAUGGUUAUGGUCCCAUUAGUGAAGCCUUGUCUUUCAUUACAGAAUCAGAUGACCCACUGAUUAUUGUCAGACCACCUGGAGGUGAGCCAAUUUGGAUUCCUUAUACAUUCAAGUAUGAACCGUCUUCCAGUGAAUGCAUGGGAAAGCAGUAUGUGAAGCGCACUUGGUAUCGCAAGUUUGUUGGUGUGGUACUUUGCAACUCUCUGCGAUACAAGAUCUUCCUGUCUGAAGGACUGAGAGAUAUGUUUUACAGCAUUGGUGAUGCUUGGGGAAAAGGGGAGGACCACUGCCAGUUUGUUGAUUCUUUCCUGGAGGGAAGGACAGGGACACAUGCAUAUCCUGCAUCUCUGCCUAUCAUCCCAGGUUAUUAUCGGAGUUAUCGUCAAGAGCCGGUGUCAUUUGGCCUCAUUGGUGGAGUUGGCAAUUAUGGUGGAACAUCCAAUUACUACGUAGGCUGGUAUGAAUGUGGAGUACCUAUUCCAGGAAAGUGGUAAUGAGCUGACUUCGUUGAAGCUGCUUAUGGAGGAGUUAGCAACUCGUGCGUGAGGUGAAUUAGCUGAGAGCUGGGAGAGCUCUUUCCAAAGAAAAUGGAACAAUCCAUUGAAUAAUCAAGAUUUUCUUUCCACCAUUUCAGACACUGUUUCUUCCAUAAUGUACUGGAAAACAUAAAAUAUCCC